AUGUUGGACUCUGGCGAAAUCCUCUACCAUGUGAUCAAAUACACUUUGGUCUUUCUCGUUCGUAUGAUCCGCAAACGUUCCAGUUCGGAGGCUUCCUUUGGCGGACAAUUAUCAGAUAAUGAGGAAAUCUAUUGGUCAGUUUCAUCGUCAUCAAAUCGUGUCCCGGCGGAACCUAGUCAGACUUUACUAUACCCAGUGAAGUCGAUUGGAAGAAUGGAGGAAAUUCAAGUAGCUCCGGUCCAAGAAAUAAGGUCAGUUGUUGAGAUAUCAAACGUAUCCUUGACCCAAACCCCCUACCCCCAUCGGCGUCUGCAGGGCUCUUCUAGUACACAAGGAAUGAACCUGAAUCGGAGAGGAUCCAGCAGUCUACCGGAGCAACUCAGCGCCAUACAGUUAAGCGGUCGACUGAGUCAAGUGGGCGAUGAACUCGAGGCAAGCCGCAAGGAACCUCAAGGACGAUUGGUCGGACCAUUUACCUUGAGGCACUUAUUUCGAACAGGACAUGGUAUGGAAGACUGAAGAACCGCGGGCGAGAGAAAGCAGAAGCCGGCGAGAAAAAGGAUACGGCGUUCACGUAGCCAAACCAAGAAGGGCACAUGUGUGUUCGAAUAACGAUGUGCAAUUGUAAAUGCG
This is a messenger RNA of Dicrocoelium dendriticum, 633 nucleotides long. The record is from the annotation of a GenBank genome assembly. Lineage: Eukaryota; Metazoa; Platyhelminthes; Trematoda; Plagiorchiida; Dicrocoeliidae.